Molecule: messenger RNA, 1440 nt
Organism: Trichomonas vaginalis G3
Lineage: Eukaryota; Parabasalia; Trichomonadida; Trichomonadidae
Product: inner centromere protein, ARK binding region-containing protein
Exons: 1
Coding region: 1-1440 (479 amino acids)
Source: RefSeq, a predicted model, not a curated record
AUGCUUUCCUUUUCAUCCAUAUGCCAAGAAUUGGAGGCAGAUCUUGAGCAACAAAAAACUAAACUAGAUAUAUUUUCAAAGAAUAACUUCAUUUGGCUUGAUAAGAUUCGACAAAAAGUUGAUCCACAAUCUCAAAAGCCAGAACCAAAAGAAGAACCAAAAAUAAAGGGUGUAUUGAAGAGAAAAUCAUCAUUUAAUAACAAUGUUGUUAAAGAACAAGAAAAUAAUGAUAAUGAAAAAUUAUAUUCCAGUUCUAAAUUACAAACUGAAGAAUUUGUAAAAAUCGAAACCGGCGAUACAGUUGACAUUGAAGAAUCACAUCCAUCUAAACUAUCUUUAAUCUCUUUGAAUAAGAAUGAAAAUGAAUUAAUACAGAAAACUCCACCACCUCGUUCAAGUUUACGAACAAAUGUUCCUCCACGACCUCAUGAUUUCAAUUCAGAUUCUCCUAUUGGUUCUCCACUCAUUCAAGAAUCAAAUAGACACGUUUCUUUUGGAGUUGCAAGGGAUAAUAUGGAUCAAAUCCAGCAGCCAGCUGAUAGUCCCAUCAUUCUUAAAUCUGAUAUGCAUGUUGAUGUUUUAUCUUCAGAUAGCGAUGCCCAAGCUUCACCAUUAACUCUUGCACGUACAAACGAGAACACAACAUCAAAUGUUACUCCACAACGCUCUUCAUUAGUUCGUCAAGUUAUUCAUUCUUCCUAUGAUCAAAUGAUAUUAAAUGAUAAAUCACAUGAAAUAAUGGGUAAUCACUCGGAUAUUGAAUCUGUUUCAUCUGAUUUAUCUGCUGGAUCUUAUUUCCCAUCAGAUUCCGGUCCAAUGCCUUCUCCACUUAAAGAAGAACAAAAAACAGAACAAAAUCAGAAGAGGGUUUAUGCAGACUCUAAAGAUAUUAGACUUAGCCUUGAUCCAACGCAAAUUUUGCUCUCAACAGAAGAAUUUACAACAACGAAUGCUGGAACAUUCAGCGUUGCAAGUAGUGCAAUCGAGUUAACGGUUCAGGCAAAACUUAUGCGUGAAAAAUGGGCUAAAAUGGUUGCAGAAAAGAACCAAGUUCAAGCUGCACCUGUAGAACAAGAGAAAGAUGAUGAUGCAGAAAGUAAAGAUGAUCAUACUGUUUACCAGAUAUCUGAUCAUGAAUCAGAUGCAGAUGAUGACGAUGAUAAAGAACUUGAGAUGUUUGAUUCGGAUCCCGACGAAGUUCAUGGAAAGAAAGUGCCUAACUGGGCCCAUGGAGAGGGACUCAAGAAAUGCUUAAUUAAGCAGUCGAAAAUUGACCCCGAUACAAUUUUCCCUAACUUCAGUAAUACAUGCCAACUUGAGGUUGUUUUUGGAAAGGUCAAUACUAAGUGGCAGAUGCGCGCUGAUAGCGCAAAAUGGGACCAAGAUGGUCUUACAGCUGAAGAAAUUAAAAGUUUCAAGAAAAUUGCCGGCUAUGCAUAA